AUGUCCCAAAGUAUUCCUCGUUUUAUUCAACCUUCUUCUUCAUCGUCAAGAUCUAGAUCAUCUUCCAAUGCAAAUUCUGAUGUAAUUUCUUCCUCUCCGAGUCAUCUCUCCUCCUCUCCUUCCAUGAUGGAAUAUUACAAGAAAAGUAGUGGCUCUUCUCCACUUUCAAAGGAGGAAGAAGAAUUGAUGAAUCAGAAAAAGGAACGUUUUCAAACAUGCAAAGAGGUGAUUGAUCGUUUGAAUUGGGAUGAAUCAUUGGCAGAUGUCAUGCAAAAUUUAGCCAUGAUCUAUAAGGAUCGUUUUGAAGGAGAUGUGUUCAUCUCUUACAGUGAAUAUGAGAAUAGUGAAUUGAAGGAAGAUUUGCCUCAACAUCGUAUUCAGAGUUUGAUCUAUAGAGAUGAACAUGUAUUUUGGGAUAAGAAUAAGAGAAUUGAUCUGAUCACCUCUAAGGAAAUUUUCCCAAUUAUCGAUUCUUACUUAAAUCCUACAGAACCUAUUGAUGAAACAUCCCAAGGUGCGGAAAUUAAAAAGAAAAAGAAGAAGAAUUCAAAACCAUCCAUCAGUUUGGAAAAAUCCAAAGCAAGUACCUUACUAAAGACAACUAGUGGUGAAAAUUUGGAAGAUGAGGAAGAAGAUGAAAUAGAUCAGUACAUUGCAGAAUAUGAUGAAGAAUAUGGCAUGUAUUUGAAAUAA
Molecule: messenger RNA, 693 nt
Organism: Naegleria gruberi
Lineage: Eukaryota; Heterolobosea; Eutetramitea; Acrasida; Naegleriidae
Exons: 1
Coding region: 1-693 (230 amino acids)
Source: RefSeq, a predicted model, not a curated record